Messenger RNA from Penicillium argentinense, 726 nucleotides. RefSeq lists its product as uncharacterized. Lineage: Eukaryota; Fungi; Ascomycota; Eurotiomycetes; Eurotiales; Aspergillaceae. The transcript is spliced from 3 exons. The coding region runs from base 1 to 726 and encodes 241 amino acids. The record is from RefSeq and is a predicted model, not a curated record.
AUGGUUGUCACUCGAUCUGCCACACACGCGACACAGCGAAACUCGAAAUCAGAUCCUGUCAAAACAAAAGCAACAAGAGCAAAAUCGAAGGCCACAAAAGCAAAAGCAAAAGUGGCAAAGAGAAAUGUUACGAAUUCACAGAUGAAAAAGUCAAAAACCACCGAGUCCAACCUACCGACAACUUUGCAAGGCUUCGGCAAAAGUCAGAACGGCGGCUUGAUGGAGUGGAUAUCGCUCGAAGUCUUGGCCGAUGGCGCGGUCCCGAACGUCGACGAGUACUUCAGUAUCUUACAAGAACUGAAACGAAAGAAAUCUUGCCUGAUCGUGGGAAGCUGCGAAGACCAAUUCAGGCAGGAAGAGACCUGGUGCGGCCCAGGAACGCCACAACAAAGACCCAGACAUCCAAUGGACGGGUUUCUUUCCAAGAACCGUGGAUGGAUGGAGAGCACAGUUGAGUACCGUGGCCAAGCUGCUCGACAGCUGGUAUACUACUUCGGAUUUGAAGAUGAAGAAUCGGAGCGGCACUACUUGGAAGGAAUGAAAUGGAGAAAGCGGAAUCUCGGCAUGGUCGAGUAUGAUUCCUUCCAUGUUCGAUUCUUGGAGAUUCUGGAACAUGUUGUAGCGGAAGACGCGGUUUUCUUGUCUUUUUCCGCUCCGAUUGCGUUUGAUAAGUCUACAGAGGCGAAGUCGCCUUGGGAUAUCUCCGCAAUGUAUGGGACGAGCUAG